This is a messenger RNA of Penicillium paradoxum, 531 nucleotides long. RefSeq names its product scytalone dehydratase arp1 (gene arp1). The transcript is spliced from 3 exons. Lineage: Eukaryota; Fungi; Ascomycota; Eurotiomycetes; Eurotiales; Aspergillaceae. Gene Ontology annotation, biological process: melanin metabolic process. The coding region runs from base 1 to 531 and encodes 176 amino acids. The record is from RefSeq and is a predicted model, not a curated record. Gene Ontology annotation, molecular function: scytalone dehydratase activity.
AUGUCUCCCGCUGUAAUGAACAACACGACUGAGCCCAACUUGGACAUCAGCUUCCAAGACUACCUCAUCCUCUCAAAGCUCGUCUUCGACUGGGCUGAUAGCUAUGAUACCAAGGACUGGGACCGCCUGCGCAGUAUCAUUGCCCCUACACUCACAGUCGACUACACUAAGAUCGGCCUGAAGAGAUGGGAUGACAUGGCCGCGGAUGACUACAUGGCCAUGAUGUCCCACCCCGGCUUCCUGGGUGACCAGACUAUCAAGACCCAACAUCUGCUUGGACAGACCUGGUGGGAGAAGGUUUCUGACACUGAGGUUAUCGGGCACCAUCAGUUGCGUGCUGCGCACCAGGUCUACGAGACCAGCGAGUUGAAGACCGUCAAGCUACGCGGUCACGGUCACGCCACAAAUGAACACUAUUAUCGGAAGGUCAAUGGUGUCUGGAAAUUUGCCGGGCUCAAGCCUAAUGUGCACUGGAAUGAGUUGCGCUUUGAUGAUGUUUUCAGGGGUCUGGACUACAAGGGUCAUGACUAG